CUUGCCAUCCAAAUAAUCCUCUAUAAAUACUUUUUUAUGUGCGAGAUGAAGAAGCGGAAGAAUUAUUAAUGGAGUGGAGGAAGUGCUACUUGGAUCUUGUGCUCGUGCCGUUAGGCCUCUUCUUCCUCCUCGUCUAUCACCUCUGGCUUUGGUACAGGGUCAGUUCCAAGCCGCUGCAUACGAUCAUCGGCAUCAACUCUAUCGGCCGCCGUCUAUGGGUCAAAGCUAUGAUGAAAGACAAUGACAAGAAGAACAUACUGGCGGUGCAAACGCUCCGGAACACGAUGAUGGGGUCGACGCUGAUGGCCACCACCUCCAUCUUCCUCUGCUCCGGCCUCGCCGCCGUCCUCAGCAGCACCUACUCCGUGAAGCGGCCGCUGUACGACUCCGUCUUCGGCGCGCACGGUGACUUCACGGUUGUCCUCAAGUUCGUCUCCCUCCUCGUCGUCUUGGUCUUCGCCUUCCUCUGCCACUCCCUCUCCAUCCGCUUCCUCAACCAGGGCUGCUUCCUCAUCAACGUAACUCCCUCCCACGACUCCCACGUCACCGUCGCCUACGUCGUCGACCUCCUCGAGAAGGGCUUCGCCCUCAACACCGUCGGCAACCGCCUCUUCUACGCCGCCCUGCCGCUGCUCCUCUGGACCUUCGGCCCUCUGCUCGUCGUCUUCUCCUCCCUCACCAUGGUGCUCAUUUUCUACAACCUCGACGUGGCGUUCCAGGACCAAAAGGUCAUCGAACACAUCUGCGUGUAAAGCAUUAGCUAGCAAAAUUAUGAGGGCAUAUUCGUAAAUGACAAAUCCUGCCCGAUACAACUCGGUUACAGCUGCAGGAGCAAUAAUAUAUACUUUAGAUUCCUAGUUAUUGGAAUCAAAUUACUGGAAGAAUAAUAU
Molecule: messenger RNA, 890 nt
Organism: Zingiber officinale
Lineage: Eukaryota; Viridiplantae; Streptophyta; Magnoliopsida; Zingiberales; Zingiberaceae
Exons: 2
Coding region: 69-752 (227 amino acids)
Source: RefSeq, a predicted model, not a curated record